This is a messenger RNA of Bombus huntii, 13705 nucleotides long. RefSeq names its product prickle planar cell polarity protein 3-like. The transcript is spliced from 8 exons. Lineage: Eukaryota; Metazoa; Arthropoda; Insecta; Hymenoptera; Apidae. Gene Ontology annotation, molecular function: zinc ion binding. The record is from RefSeq and is a predicted model, not a curated record. The coding region runs from base 1 to 2637 and encodes 878 amino acids.
AUGUCAAGUCUAGCAAGAAGACGGAAGACCUCAGUGCUAGGCUCAAAAAGAUGGUGGCAGGGUGGCUGCUGGGCCACCAGGAGCCACCAGGAAGCUUACCUCCGUAAACUAUACGCCAGGAAAAACGAUCAAGUUAACAAAAUUGACGAUGAAUCUGCCAAUCGACGGGAUCUACCCAGUAAUUGGACACCUGGCACCGUCUACGAGUUACCUUCCACCGAUGAACAUUAUUUGGAUGCUUUUCUGAGGAAUCGUGAAGAUGGAAACGAGGAAGAUGAUGUGGUUGGUGUUAUGGUCGGGUGUCCAGCUUUGGCUACAACGAGAGCUAGCCCUACGGAGAAGUGCGUGGAAUAUCUGAAUGGUGCUCACGACGUUGCUGUGUUUGAAACCGAACGCAGGAUCACAGGGGAGCCAGUGAUACCUGAUUGUGGCUCCUUGCAUUCGGGUUAUGAUGUCGCCGCCUCUGCAGAAAAGGUGUGCAGAAGCUGCAGGUGUCCCAGGGAGGAGCAUCAACGGACCUCGACGGAGGCGGGCGGUCCCUCGGGACUCGGCCUCGGUCCUGGUCCGCCGAUGGCCAUGGCCAUGGCUUUUCAGAGCGGGGCCGCCGGUUCUUCUCACCAGGAACCUUUCAAGAGUCCCGUGCAACCGGCUCCGCCAGGCCUCGCCCUUCAAGAGGCUCUGAUGCAUCAUCAGAGGCACUCGCAGAGCGACGAUGACAGCGGAUGCGCGCUCGAAGAGUACACGUGGGUCCCGCCAGGCCUCAGGCCAGAUCAAGUACACCUGUACUUCAGCGCGCUACCGGAAGACAAGAUCCCGUACGCGGGCAGCGCCGGCGAGCGGGAGCGAGUUAAGCAGCUGCUACAGCAGCUCCCACCGCACGACAACGAAGCGCGGUACUGCAGCGGCCUGAGCGAGGAGGAGAAGCGGGAGCUUAGGGUAUUUGCCGCGCAACGGAAACGCGAGGCGCUUGGACGGGGACACGCGAGCCAGCUGGACAGGCCCCACGGCGCCGGAUGCCGCGAAUGUACCAGGCCGAUCGCGGCCGGCGAGAUGGCGGUGGCUGCGAGCCGCGCCGGUCCGUCCGCCCUCUGGCAUCCGGCCUGCUUCGUCUGCUGCGUGUGCAGGCAGCUGCUCGUCGACCUGAUAUACUUCUGGAGGGACGGCAGGUUAUACUGCGGCCGGCAUCACGCGGAAACGCUGAAACCAAGGUGCUGCGCCUGCGACGAGAUCAUACUUGCCGACGAAUGCACCGAGGCGGAGGGGAGGGCGUGGCAUAUGAGGCACUUCGCGUGCCUCGAGUGCGAUCGCCAGCUUGGUGGUCAGAGGUACGUGAUGAGGGAAGGUAGACCUUACUGCCUCCGAUGUUUCGAUGCUUCGUUCGCCGAGUACUGUGACAGCUGUGGUGAACCGAUCGGCGUGGAUCAAGGGCAAAUGUCACAUGAGGGUCAACACUGGCACGCGACUGAAGCUUGCUUCUGUUGCGCAACUUGCCGUACGUCCCUUCUCGGACGGCCGUUUCUUCCGCGAAGAGGUGCUAUUUAUUGCAGCAUAGCCUGUAGCAAGGGAGAACCCCCGACAACACCGAGCGAUUCUUCUGCUGGACCGCCACCACCACCUUCCUUUCUUAGAACUGGUCGGAGACCACCGCCACCAAGCGAAGGUUCCUCUAGCCCACCACCACCUCCGCCGCCUCCACCACCGCCUGGAUCCAGACACACCCUCUGUUCACCUCGUAACUCACCUCGAAUGAAUAGGAAGCAUCAUCAAACGUCUGCUUCCCUAGCGACAACACCUACGCAAAGCACUUUGAGUCCUGAAUUCCCUACUGAAGGAUUCCCUUCAAGCGGUUCCAAACCGAGUGGCCUUGACCGAGUGUUGCUCGAGAGGAAUCUUGAGAGACUCCUCCAGGAACGUAGUUCACAUCCAGAGGAAAACCGUAACGAAUUGGGAAGGUUAAUGCAGGCAAGAGACCGCGAGCCGUUGAGAUGCAUUCAAAAUUGUGCUCCUUCCCACGCGUCGAGCAUGCCAGAGCUGCCUCCACCUCCCCGGCCUCCGUCCGGAGCGUCGGCGUCGGCGUCAACGUCCACAUCGACCGGAGUCGUCGCAACCGCGAUUCCCGGGAUCGUGUUGGAAUCGGCGACGUCGCCGACGACCCUCGUCGUCAACCAAACGGACCCUCCGACGCCGACGUCGCGGCGCGUGCGGUUCCAAGGCGACUUGGACGUGAACGACCAUGCUGCAGGAUCGUCGCGCGUCACCCUAUCGCCCAACAACGAUAGGAAUUCAUCCUCAUCACCCUCUCCUCCCCCAGCGUCGCUGCCGAGAACGAAUGUGUCUCGAUCGAGAAGCCUGCAGCCGGAGGAAGUCGCUAGCACGUCCGCCUGGGGUGUCGCUGGGAGCUCAAAAUCAAGGAUAGAGGGCGACGACGACGACGUGGAGUCUUGCUGUUCUACCUGCAGCUCCUCAAGCAGUUCCGAUGAAGCUGCUGCCUACGCCUUGCCACCGAGAAGAGCAUACGGCGGUGUCAGGAUUUCUUACGUGCCCAACGACGCAGUGGCAUGCGCGAGGAAACGUACACCGACGUCUUCAAUGUCGAAUCAAGCGCAUAGGGAUGCAGACAAGUGUAUUGUGUCCUGAUGAUCCCCUGAAGAGUUUCAAUGAUCUUUACGUCGAUAUCAAUGUAUUGUCCAUUGAGGGAAACACUUUUACUUCACUGCCAGUUGAUGUGAAGAAGAAAUUCGUGCGAGUCUCGAACCGAUGAACAACGCGAAAAAUAUGGACUAACGCGAUAAAAUACAAGAGUUCCUAAAACCGACGUAAGAUUCGCUAUGUUUCCAGCACUCGAGACUCAGAUAAACGAUUUAAUAUACUCGUGUACAUAAUGAACGUACUUCCGAAAUGAUCGCUCGUGAAGACCGAACAAUCGCGGCGAUCGCGCUUCUCCUAUUUUUAAUACCCCGGUGUAUUUGAUAAUAAUAACGAUGAUGAUAACGUUAUAUUUUAUUACCAUUGCCAUUCCCGCUGCGUAAACGACAGUUCACACGGGCGCUGUGUUCUUGUUCGAGAUUCGAUCGUCUUGUCUUGACCAACUUUUUUUAGAUAAUAGUUCGAAAGAAAAAGGUUGGUCAACUCUACAAAGUAAAUAGUAUUUAACCGUGAUGCGACUGCAUGGCGUUACGCUGUAAGUACAAAUGAAGAGCGUUCGGGCCGAGAUGUAGACAAUCUGAAAAGUAUUUGGAAAAUAAAUUGAGACGAAGACUAAUUAAGCAAUUAUAUUGUUGUACGAUUUGAUUUUACCCGAUAUUUCCUUCAUUUUUUACAUUUCUUUAUGCUAAAUCUAUUUGUCAUUUUCUGUCAUUUGGAUCUUUCUAUUAACAUUGAAUCACAAAUAAAUAAUAAAUGAAUAAGAAUAGAGUAUAAAUAGUAAGGUUAUAAAUAAUAAAUAACAUUAAAAAUAAUGUUCUCAACUUUCUACUUAAAAUUUAUAAGUUCAGUUCAAAAUGUAUAUGUUUAAGCAUUAGAUCAUGGCAAAUACUCAUCUUUAAAAAUAUGCACUGCUAAACAGGGAGAAAACAGGGAGAAUAUAUGUUACAACCAAAUACAUCUUUCUCUACCACUUAAACGAUAAUUAGCCGAAUUAAUUCAACCAUCUUUAACGCAUGAAAACUCGCUUUCUACUCCUCCAACCUAAAGGUAAGAUCGACCAUAAGCGAAGCAAUAUUCGGAAAAAUCGUAAAUGUCUCGUUCGAGGAUCGUUGCACCGGAGCAAAAUGCGGGAUAACCUACAAUCGAAGCAGCCGAUAGAAAUCAGUAUGAUGAACUAUUUUAUCAACGGCAAAAUCUAAAGCUGUAUCAUUAUUGAAACAACAAUGACAAAUUUUGUGUUGAUAUUAUAUUGAUGUCUGUUGAAAAAGUUAAUGGUUGUUGUCCAGUAUUUCUCCAUGUUUCUCACGUUCCUACUUCUAAGAACAGAAAUGGCUUUGAAACCAAAAUAAAAAACGUGUUCUUCUAAUUAUGUCGCAUCAAUGUGAAGAAAAUUUUUCUACAAAUUGAUACUUUGAUACAUACUUCUUAGGUACUGUUUGGAACAUGGAACAACAAGUAACAAUAUCGAUACAUAUCUCUUUAUGAUUCUGUCUCUAAAAACAAAUGUCGUUUUAAAACCAAAACAGAACCCAAAUAUUUCCCUAAUUAGGAUGAUUGUCAGUAUGGACAAAAUGCUUGCACAACUAUUAACUUGUGGUAUAUUGUUGUAUAUAUAUGUUAUAUAUAUUUGUAUAGCAAAUAGUUACUCGUUAUUGUUUCAUUGAGCAUGAAGUUUGAGUAGACAAAACUGCGCUGUGCUUGUCAUCCGAUUAGAAGGGGAAAAAUGAAAACGCACGGUUGAGCAGUGAAAAGAGCGAAAGUGGUUUCUCUCGGCUGCACCAAACGUCUGUUGUUAUGCCACUAUCUCGUCUACUUGUUACACUCAUAAAACGUUUCUCUCUCUAUCUUUCUUUCUUUAGCUUUCUCUUAUUUCACGCGAGAGAGAUCUCUGGUUUAUGAGGAAUCGUCGGAAGAACGAGCCACGCCAAUUUAUUAUCUACUAACGUACACGUUUCCGAUCAAGGAUCCUCAUGUUGCGAAACAUUAGCAUAUGGCGUACGUCUAUUAUCCAUGUCCCGCAUAUCGACGUAAUCGAAGGUUUCAAACAGGUGCGUGCCCAAAUGAAACUAUACGAUUAUGUCAUGGUAAUCCCGAGGAACAACAAGUACACGGAAUUAUGAAACUGCUUGGGAGAUUUCGUGACCUGCUGGAGAUCUAUAGAGAAUUGUAUGAUAAAUUGUUUUAGUUGGGUUUUGUAACGCUGACUUAAUUUGCUCUAGUGUUGAAACAGGUGUAAUUUUAUGUUAUUUGAUAUUUGAGUAUUAGCAAAUAAUGGAAAAAUCUUCAAUUUAAUUUAAAGAGUGAUAAGAGAGUUUUAAUAUUCAGAUAGGCUAAGGUGGUAUCUAUGUGUUUUUGGAUUAUUACUUUUUUAUUUUUAACAGUUUGUUUUUUUGGCGAAGACUGAAACGCAGGUCCAUAAUAAUUUUAAAAAGUAUUUUUUCUUUCGUUUUAUGUGAUUCUACUAUCCAUGCUUUAAAACGCUUGAAGUGAAAUCCUCGUUGUAAAUCGCGUGUUUGGAACAGUUUUACUGGACAAUUACGCAAAUUGACGUACGGACGUUUCUCGAGAAGCAUUUUUCUUGCAUUCAUUGUACACUUCGCUGGUUGCUAAUAUUGGUAAAAAAUAUACAUGUAUAAUUAAUUAUUUACAAUAAAAAACAUUUCAAAACAAAUGACAAAUAUUUCAAUUAAAUUUAUAAACAAUAAAACUCCUAACAAACUAUCAAAAAUAUUAAUCGAAUUUUAAAUAUCCUUUAUAAUUUUUAAACAAUAUAAAACAAAAUAGUAAAAAAUAAUGUUUAGUUAUUUCACAUAAAAAUGAUUAAGAAAUUGCAAUUGAUUGAAUUCGUAUAGUGGGACAAAUUAGAAUUAAUCUACAUUCUCAUUAAACUACAUAUUUCCACAAACACAAACUCUAUUUUUAAGAUUAUAGAGUUAUAUAGUGUAUAAACUAGGCCGAGAUUGCGCAACUAUAACACAUAAGUGACUCGUAGCAACUGUAUGUGUUUGAAGGAGAACGCAUUCUCGCGUAGAUGCUUCUUUUUACGGAAUCCUCCUCGGACGCGUAACACGGGCCAUAAUGCCAUGUUAUGGAACUUUGCCAUUGUAUUGUUUCCGUGGAUCUAUUUGCGAUACACGAGUGUUUCUUUCAGCACAUUCACCUAUGACCCCAGUCGUCGAGUUUGGUAUGAAAGCUAACCUUAAAUCUUUACAUCAGUCCUAUUUUCAGUAGUAUAUAAAAUUUGUUCGAACUUUCAAUGAUUUUGAGUUUUCAAAUUGAUUUGUUUCAUUACAGAUAACAUUCUUUAGCAGUAAUAAUAAAAGGAUGUCUAUGUUUUAAAAUAAUAGGCAUACAAUAAUUUUGUCUAUAUGAAUAGACUUUAUGAAAAUAGAAGCUAUUAAUUAUUGUUUACACGUUUCUGACGGCCUAUUAACUGUUUAAAAUAAAAAUAACAUUGUUUAAUAAUAAAAAGAUAAGAAUGUAAUAGGUAAACCUAAACGACCACCUGUACAUACAAGAUUUCCAUUUUGCUUAUCUCCUAACUUAAACCCACCAAAAAAGGCACCUCGAGUACAUGCGAGGUGUGCAAGGUGUUCGUGCGCCGUGGAAUGUAGGAAAGAAUGGCCAUGGAAGGAAUGGCAGACCCACUGGCCAUAAUAUUGAGCUACGCACACGCAACUGCUUGCCAUUCCAUAUAUACUUAGCGCCUUCGUCGAUGUUUUAAUGACGACACUGUCAUGGAAACGUAUUCUGCAGGCAGAAUCAUGGAGUCCUUCUGCCCUUUCUUCGUGGUGGACCGCGGAGGCAUUCCUUACAGCCCCCCGUAACAUGUUAUCACGUCAACUUAUGUAAUGUUAAAAAUUUGACUAUGUUUGAUAGUAAAAGAUUCUUAACUUCGAAUAUGUUGAACUCAUUGAAAUAAGCUGAAACCAAUUUACUUUUAACAGAUGAAUAACUUCUCUAUUUUGCAAAAAAAAAGAUGAAAGCUUUAAUAUUCUUUGCACGGUUUAAAUUGUCACACUUUGUUACUGCUACAUUGUUACACUGUGUAGUAUUAUACUUAAUACUGCUUAAACACUGUUCGAUGCGUUUCCUGACCCCUUGAAGUUAACUAUGUAUGUAUAUAGAAUGUUGGUGAGACGACGGGAAUCUUUUCACCCGGCUCUCACCCGGAAACCUCAACAGCGUUAAACGUGGCAGUAUUAAAUAUUGGAUUGCCAGAUAAGUCUUAAACCUUUCAGAGGUCACAUUUUUGCUCAGAAAGAAGAAAAAUUCUGUAUGAAUGGCAUAAUGGAAUUAUUCAAUAGGUGGCAGAAUAUUAUUGAAUAAAGUGGUGCAUAUUUGAUUUAAUUAUAUUAUUACAAAGUGUUCAAAUAAAGUAUAAUUCAUACUAGAAAAGCUUCAAGACUUAUCUGAUAAUCCAAUAUAAUAUUGCACAGUGUAACAAUGUUAAGUGUAAAAAAGAUGAAGAUUAUAUUGAGGAUUGGAUACAUUAUUUCAGGUAAAACUCGGCAAAGUUUCUGCUAUCCAGAACGAAUCUUGACCUCUCCUUGUGCGUUUCGUCUCAUUUAAAUCACGGGACUGAAUGAAAUCUCGUUUUCCCGUUACAUGGAAUCUGAUUCAUGCGCGAAUCACGCCGAUCGGCGUGGAAAGAGAACGCAUUCUUCUCUAGCCGCUUCUAUCCACCGUAUCUUCGGCCAUUCUGGAUGCUGGACACUUUGUAGAUACGUCCAAAUAACGUUCCAAAUAGAGAGAAUCAACGAGCAAACAUUGGUGUCACGAAACAAAGGAACCCUCUUAUCCGGCUACGAGGAACGCGAAUGCAAAGAAUUCAUUAUUCAAUCGCGCCUCCGGUACUCGUGUUGUGCCUAUUAUUGAGUACACGGGCUUUUGUAAGAAAAUUCUUACGAGAUCCCGAUGAGUGAUCGUUGGAUAUGCGAAGUUAUAUAGCGUCACGCGUAUCGGACUUUUUGCGGUGAGGUGGUGACAGUCUGAGCUGGAAUUAAUAACAAAAAAAUGCAUCUAUAAGAUUAGUUUACUAGGCUUAUAAAAUUGGAGGAAUUUUAUAGCGUUGAUCCUUGAUGACCUUGAUUUAUUAAUUGAAUUCAUAAAUGGUGAAACCAUUAGCAAGAAAUUGCUAGACUAUGGAACAUUAAAACAUUUUAUAUUAAUAAGUGAUUAUUGAACUGAAAAACAUAAAAAUAUUUUAUAUAGAUUAAUUUUUAAGCUAGAAUAAUAUGAAAUUAGUUUAUGCUAUAUAGAGUUAUAUAGCAUUAUAUAUAGUAGUUAAUGAGACCAUAGAUUUAACAGUAUGAAAGAAAGAGAAAAUAUUGAAGAAUGCAGUGUGGCUUAUAAUGCGCCAACAGUAGAGAGAACUAAAAAGGGUGGUUAAAAGAACAUAAAGAGUGUGGAAAGUCACUAAAAUAACAGUAGAAUCCUGCAAGAUCACAAAUAAAAAGAAGCCCAACUGUACAUGAUAAGGUAAUGAAAAAUAUAAUAUCAAUAUCUAAUAACAAAAUGUUACAAUUAUAACCUUAAAAGAAAGAAGCUAACCUAUUUCUGUGCCAGGAACAGAAACCAAGACAGACCAAAAGAGCGAAGAAGAGAAAUGACGGUAGUGUUCGUUGCGCGAAGAUGCAUCGAAAAUUUCACCUGACCAGCAAUGGUCAAUUUCACGGAUAGCAAGAGCGUACCAGAGACUGAAUCGCGCGAGUUAAUCAUACGCGACGCAAGUAGGCCGACCUGGGCAAAAACAAACGAUAUGCGCACGCGGCCGUGCCGCGUGCGAUACAUAUAAUUGGCCAACGUAUUGCUAGCGGCUCGUGAAGUAUUCCAGCAAAUCCGACAUACAUUCCAGCGCGGAUCCCGGCUACUUACGUUCCGCCUCGCUGUGGAAUGCAGUCACCUUGUGGCAGGUGUACGGUGUACCGAACGUCCUCAAACAUUUCAACCUCCUACUUUCCCCGAUUUGAAUUCAAAUGCGUCUUCGUUGCGGCAAGUGGGAGCAACGGGAUCUGGCUGAACCAGUCGUUUCGGGAUUGGUCUUCCCUCGUUGUACCAUUGAAGCACUGAAACAUUGAUUAUUGUUUGAUAUCUGAUUUUUAGAGAUUUUUGAUAUUAAAAGAAAUAAGAUUGAUUGGAUAUUCAUCCUUAAUUAAUGAACUGUGCAUAGUUAUGCAAGUUCGUAUUUUUAUGAAUGCACCCAUAUGAAAGAAUACGGCAUAAACAGAGAGAGAUUGACACGUUAUAUAGCUUUCAAUAAGAGAACUACUACGACGAAUAGUGGGGUUAGUGGCCUUGAACGGUCAAAUAUUUUUCACUGCCUAUUCACACUUAACUCCACACUUCUCCUGCAUAACACAAUACAAUGCCCUACAUCAUAACAACAUAAACUAAAUUACAAUAAUGGACUACAAUAUAACAACAACAAAACUACAUUAUAAUACUAAUAAUAAACCUAUAAGAAUACAUAUAUCUAAUUUCACGGUUCAUCUUCUUUUAUUUCAUCAGUCAGAAUCAGCUUGCUUUUUCAUAAUCUUAUAUGAUAACACCUUUUGCAUCCUGGUGACGAAUGGUUAUCUGUAUACUAUUACUAUAAAUUAUAAUCGUCCUAUGUAGCACAAAAGUAUUACAGUAAUCGUCCUAAAUGUACCUCAGGUGAAUACUUCAACUUGCAUAGAAGCAAUUUGGAUAGGCAACCAAUGAUCUAUUGAAGAAAAUAAAUGAAAAAACCAAUGGAAUGGAAUAAUUUUAGGUUAGAUAUACACGAAUACGAAUCGAACUAACGGGUCCAUGGAGCUCGUUUACGCGACCUCUGGGCGGUCAUCUCGUGGUUAAAUGCGCGAGAGGCUUUCUCCGUGGAUCGGAAUGCGGCCUCUCCCUCUGACCGGCUCUCUGACUUGCUUCGAGGAUAGCCAUGGAGCUGUACGUCGGCUUCCAGGUUCGCUCUUUACUGAUUCUAGUUUCCCCAUGGCUACAUGCCGGAAAAUCGGAUACCGGUUACUUCUUUCUCGAAAUAUAGUUGGUAAAGUUCAUAUUUCUAACCUAUCAACAGUUCAAUGUAAACAGAUCUUACGCCGCACGUGUGUUGGAUUUUGUACAAUUUUCUGGAUAACAAGUGUCUGACUAAAGGACUGAAAGUCUGAGAAAGUGUUUGAUGAUAAAGUUUUUUUCUAUUGAUUAAAAAUUUCUUAAUUCGUGUACUCAUUCUAUCUAUUAUUCUUAAUUCUAUACCGAAAUGAUAAGUGUUUGGAAAUUUUGAAAUUGAAAUUCCGAAGAAGCUUCUGAUUAAAUUUAACGUUCAAUGGAUUAAAAAUUAUCUACUUCCAACUUUCAUGUUUGUUUGGAGAUGACGAAAUAUUAGAAAAUCUGAAAAGAAAUGAAUUUUAUAAUUCACUAAGCAUUUGUUAUGAGCUGCGGUCUAUCAGAAGUAAAGUAGUUUUUUAUAAUUGAAAUCAGAGGCUGUGUAGAAAUAUGUGCAACUGAUACUCCAAUAAUCUUAGAUUGCAAAAUGUUGCCUCGCUGGUGACUCAGUAAUUAAGCAUUUCCAGAGCGAUAACUAGCGAAAAAUUAUCCACGCGUAGAGCAUUUCGAUUAGAGAUCAACUACAUACUGCGACAUGAUACCGUACACACUUGCGGACAGAUAAUUUGGUCGGUAAUUUAGUUAGAUACUGAACAAAAAGGGUUGUAUGUAUCUCUGGAUUAUUUGACUCCUGCAUUCUUGAAUCCUGAUAUCUUCGAAAUAUUUCACUCUAGGAUUAUGUACUUUGACUUUCUUCGAUUUUGGAUUUUUUGAGCUUUUGGAUCUUUAGACUAUUUAUUCCUAUUUUCCCUUUAAAACUCGAAUUAUGGUGCCUACACUUUCAAAUAUUUCGAAUUUUAGACUAUUUAUUUUGGUUCUUAGAAUUUUCUCAAAUUCCAAUUUCCUAGAAAGAAUUUAUAACUUCUCAAAACGUCGAUACCAUUUGGUAACAAACUUUUACCGGGCAUAGAGCGCAAGACCUGUUUGCCAGUCUGUACGCAGCCUAAGGCGCGAAUGAACACCACUCGAUCAAGCUGUAGACCGCCGCGUGCCUGAACAGCUCGCUUUCCAUUCCGAUAGAGAGGUUUUGCUCAUGCUGUUACAAGUUAAAAUGUACAGGCUCUGGUAUAAACAGCAGAUCUAAUUUGCGCUUGACGGGCACGUUUACUACGCGAGUAAUCGAAGUUGAAUGAAAUUUAGUUUUCGUUCGAAGGAUACCUCUCCCGAUGGGUCGACGAUAUCAGAAUACUGAUUUGCCUCGAAGGCUGAAUUGCAUAAAUUUUUCGCGAUCAGAAACGCAAACUCGUUGAGCAAGUAGAGUUUCGCGGCUGAUCGUUGCCUUCUUUUACUUCAUCGGCCGAACUCACGUCGCUUUUCCAUAAUCGUCGUAAACAUCUUGUGCCUUCUGCAUCCUAAUGGCGAAUGGUUAUAUUAUUUUUAAUAAUACAAUCUUGUUAUCAAAGAUAGAUGAUAGUUUUGAAAAAUAUUUUAAUAUCAUUUUUGUUAACAUCACGUUGUAGAAUCGGAUAAAAGGAUUUGGACAGUCUGUGAGAUGAGUUGGUAACCUUGGUGACAACAAGUACGACUUCCAAAUUUGAACAUGCGACAUAUAGGUCAAGGUCAUUACAGAGAUUAUAUUCAUACAGAUGUGAACUAGAAGAUUUUUUUAGAUAUUCCAAUUUGUACGCGAGAUUAUAGACCAUGUUAUCAUUUAGAUAAUAAUCAAUUAAUAAAAACGUUGAGUAGCCAAAUAUUAAUCAGGCAUAACAGCAGAGAAAAAUAUUCAUAACUGUACAAAUAUGUUCUAUUCUCUUCUAUCUAAGAUUAUUUACAAACAUGUAAUGUAAACACAAUAAUACUACCAAAAUAUUCCCAAUAUAAUGCUAUACUACGAUAUCUGUCCAUUUGCUUAGUCCUUCCCUAGAUCCAUUCUUACAUAAAAUGAGCGAUUAAAAGCUCGAACUCAUUUUUAGUUAUCUCAAUCAUGUUCACAGAAUUCGAGACAAAUUGGUGACCUGAAUGUCAUGCAGUCUCCCUGUCAGAGGGAGCCAGAGAGCGCAGGAAGAAACAUCAGGCCGCGGCGCCGCGCGCGCCUGAGGUACAGUGCCGCGAUGCACCAGGAGAAGGGGCAUAGAAGCAGGUAUUCAGGCGAACUCGCAGGCAGCCUUAAGAAAGCAGGCAGUCGGUAAUAUGGCGGGGGGUAAACGUAAGGGGCCGUGCGAGAGCGUAAAGUGAGUUUUCGCUCGCGGCUGCUUUGCAAUGCCAGGCAGUUGAGGUGAGUCGAGUCGAACAGAGCCUAGCCGAGCUUCUUGGAGUCAGUCUGGGACGUGGCCCCGUCGCAUCCUUCUCGACCGCUGUGGUAUCUUUGUGUGUAUAGCUACCACCUGUCGAAACUGUACGAUCUUAUCGUGCAUCGUCGCAAUUGACCGCCCAAUAUCGAAAUGGCUACGUCCUAAAGUCACGUCUUCCAACUGUCCAGUGAAUCAUCGUGGUUCACCGAUCGCGCGGACAGACGUUUACUUUUCUUGCGUCUCGGCAAUAGCUGGAGUGGAAUCACUCGUACGAUCUUGUUGUUUCUUUCUUUGAACGACGAUGACGCCGCCUCAGAGAUGCGUCGUCUGAGAUUUACGGACUUCUUGGUGCAGUGAUUUUGUGUGUGCGUGACCGAAGCAUCAGCUGGAAAUUUCCCGGACAAUUCAACAGGUAGGGAGAUUGUAUUGUCGGAUCUUUUUUGAUGGUUCAGUGAAGCGAUUGCACGGUUCGUGUACGGAUCUUUCCAAUUUUGUCCCUGAAAUAUUAUUUCGUUAACUAUUAUGAUAUACAUAUAAAGUUAUAUUAAUAGUUUACAAACCUGAGAUUAGACAGAAAGUUAUUAAUGUGAUCGUUAAAAGAAAUCGAAAGUGUGUGCAUGCUUGUCGAGAAUUAGAUGAAAAUUAAAUCCGAAGGUAAAUUAGGUCCGAAGAGAAUAAGUCAAUAUAAUGUUUAGGAUAAUUUCGAGGGAAUUUGAUCCAGUAAUAACAUUCAGCUUGAAGAGCUAUCGAUAAUCGUUCAAUCGAUCAACCACGAAGGACAUUUUGUUUUUUCCCUUUUUUAUCGUCGCGCUCUUCCUGCACCAUCCACCACAUUGUAUUUGUAUUCCUCCCUGCGUAUUCUACGGUAAUAUCGUGUGUAUGGCGUAACAGCUCAUUAUACAUAGAAUGCUAGUGAGAGGAAGUUUAAUGGCAGCAACGUCAUCGGCGUACCUCGCCUCUUCGUUUUUCUUAAUUAUGCCUGAAGAAAUUGCGCCUCUCUCAUCUGCAUAAUUCUGCAUUGUAAGCUCGUUCAUUUAUCCUCCUACAUCCUGAUUAUGCGCAUUCGUUUCGUUCUAACCUGUUUUCGAGGCAGCAUUGUCGACAUAACCCAUUAUUAUUAUCUGUCGUGUUUACGUAUUUCUUCACGGAUUCUUGGUACUCGAUGAAAGUCUUUUCCUUGGUCAUUGCAUUCCUUUCUCGAAAUUCGUCAUUCCACCUCAUCAUAUCGCCUCUAUCAUGCGACAUAAUACUGUCGGAUCUCGUAAUAUCUUCCCAGGUGAAAACGCGACUAGACAGUGAGAACGAAACAAAAACUGAAUGAGUGUCCGCUGGAAACGUAGCUUGUUUUCUAAGACACGUCAAGGAGAAUGGCGCGAUGGUGUACUCUUUAUAACUCCGUAGUUUCGCUUACUCCCGCGAUCGCGCCACAAAUUUUCUUUUCUUGCUCUCUCUCGAGAGAUCUCGCAUCAAUGAGAACGAUCAGUCACUGCGACGUACAUACUUAGAAACGCUACCAUUUUCUCUGGAGUAAUCCGAGAAAUAUUUCUUCUCCUGCUAUUGUUUUUUUGUUUCGCUUCACCUGUUUUGGCAUUCCACGGUUUAUCAAAAUUUUGUACAUAUAAGUUUCACAACCAUCCAUAUUUCAUUCUUCUUUCAACUAUUUCUUUUUUUUCUUACUUAUGUAUACUUUUGUACGAUUGUAAACAGAAUUGUGAGUAAUUUCUUGGAGGAGACUAGCGAAACAA